AGGAAGAAGGAGGGGAUAGAGUCCUGAUGUGAGUCAUGGGGUGAGGGGUGGGUCAGAUAGAGAAUAGGACAUAGAGGGGAAGUGUGGUUACUGUUUGAUGGGUUAAUGAAGUGAAAAGGGUCUGAAUCAGCAGCAUAUAUACCUAUGCGCAAACAGUACCAGAGGUUGUGAAAGAGAAAGGGGGAUGCGGGGAGGGCUAGAAAGAGCAGAUGGGAUGACAACUGCUAACGUUUUGACAGUUUGUCACAUUUUGUGUGCAUCCUAACAGCAGUGUAUCUCUCACAGAUGUUAAUCUAGACGAGGAGAAGAAGGACAAUUGCAAUUCUGGAAAAGAAGUGGUUUCAGAAGCAAAGAAUGGGAGGAUGAAACAGGGACGCUCCCCGAGAACAAUGACGACAAGUUGGAUUGAAACAGAGAAGGGGGUUGAUGCCCGGCUUUCCUCUUCAGCAAAUUCCUCAGGUAACAGGACCUGCAAUAUUGACGAGUCCUACAAGUACAUCUUCCUGCCCAUAUGCUACUCCUUCACCUUUGUCUUCAGCAUAACCCUUAACUUUGUGGUUCUCUACCGUUCCUUUCGACGCACCAGACGUUGGAACGCGUCCCUGAUUUACAUGGUGAACCUGGCCACCACAGACUUCAUGUAUGGUCUAUCCCUGCCCUUCCUUGUGGCUAGUUACAUCAUGCAGGACGACUGGGUGUUUGGAGACUUCAUGUGUCGCCUUGUUCGCUUUCUCUUCUACUUCAACCUUUACUGCAGCAUCUUCUUCCUCACUUGCAUCUCAGUGCACCGCUACCUGGGCAUCUGCCACCCCAUGAAGACCAUCACCUUGGAGAGCAAACGAGCAGUAAAGGGGACUUGCGUUUUGGUAUGGAUCGCUGUUUUUGCACUAACAUGCCCCAUCUUUCGUUUCGCACAGACGCAGUAUCUUCCACGGGAAGGUAAGGGCACAAGGGAGGAGGUGUUUAAUAAUUGCUGGGAUGAUGCAAUUGAUAGAGAGUUCCACGACUACAUCCCUUACGGGGUCACGCUCCACUUCUUGGGAUUUUUUGUGCCAUUUAGCAUCAUAGCCUGGUGCUACUCGCGCGUAGUGAUAACAAUAUUUCGGACGCUGAACUCUGAACCUCCUUCUCAAAGAGCCAGAAGUGGGACUGGUCGUGAAAGCGUCGCAGGAAUUGGAGGAGAGGGCAUGUCAAUCAUCUUAGGAGCUCGUUCGCCAUAUGUAAACAGGCGUCGCAAGUCUAUCAAGACCAUAAUUACUAUCACUCUGCUCUUUGCCCUGUGCUUCUUUCCCUUCCAUGUCACACGAACUAUUUUCCUGUUGCUAAAAUUGACGAGUAGGGUUCAGUGUCACACCAUGCGCAUGGUUUCCAUCUGUUAUAAAAUCACUCGGCCGCUGGCCUCAUUCAACGCCUGGCUGAAUGCACUACUUUAUUUCCUUACAAAAGAGAAAAACGGGCCCUGCUGUCAGAAACCUGAACAUGCCCAACAUGGCCUGCUGUGGCCUCUGAGAAUGCUGGGGAAAGGAGAGGAAGAGGAGAACGAAGCUGAGGAGACUAGGAACCACAAGGUCAAUGGGCCAACAACUGUACACAAUACAUACAGAGGUCUACCUUAAAGGCUGAUUUAUACUUCUGCGUUAGGUGCACGCGUAUGUUCCGAUGCAGCCUGCGCGUGGACGCAUAGCCCUCGCCGUGGCUGUGGCCGAUGCAGACGCGCACCUCUCAAAAAUGUAACUACAUGUCACAAUGACUCAUAGCGCAAGCUCUGUGAUUGGUCGCCUUGGUAGUGCUGGUGAGUGUGGGCGGGACCGAGAGCCACAUGAACCCGUUGGAGCGAGUGUCAAGUCCCGUGAAGGAGCUCUAGAUGGAAAGUUGUGUUUUGUAUUUGCUUUAUGAUUAAUGUUGUUGCACA
Danio aesculapii is the source of this 1912-nucleotide messenger RNA. RefSeq names its product P2Y purinoceptor 3. Gene Ontology annotation, molecular function: G protein-coupled receptor activity; oxysterol binding. Gene Ontology annotation, cellular component: membrane. The record is from RefSeq and is a predicted model, not a curated record. The transcript has a single exon. NCBI's taxonomy places the organism in Eukaryota, Metazoa, Chordata, Actinopteri, Cypriniformes, Danionidae. Gene Ontology annotation, biological process: G protein-coupled receptor signaling pathway. The coding region runs from base 363 to 1616 and encodes 417 amino acids.